Molecule: messenger RNA, 2932 nt
Organism: Danio aesculapii
Lineage: Eukaryota; Metazoa; Chordata; Actinopteri; Cypriniformes; Danionidae
Gene: phex
Product: phosphate regulating endopeptidase homolog, X-linked
Exons: 22
Coding region: 250-2487 (745 amino acids)
Biological process (GO): protein processing
Cellular component (GO): plasma membrane
Molecular function (GO): metalloendopeptidase activity
Source: RefSeq, a predicted model, not a curated record
AUCCCCUCCCUCCUCUCUCUCAGUCCGGGACGCUCUUUUGGCAAGUAGAGCAUGACUUUCUCCAUCUGCCACUGAUCAGAGACCUGUGAGGGCAAGACCACCUCUGUGGAGCAUUCCAGAGCUACCACAGCAGCCUCUGACUCCAGAUCAGGAUUGAAAAGUGCGUGUGUGUUUGAGGGCCAGGCGGGGUGAGAAGCGGGUGAGAGGGAGGAAUAGAAAGAGAGAGAACGCUCUAGACUUAGUGGCAGUAUGGAAAUGGAGAGGCUGGGGAGAGGAGGAACCAAAGCGAGCGCGGGCCCCAACACUCUCCUGAAAGCUGCACUGGCUGUGUGUGUGUGUGUCUGCAUCGCACUGCUGAUCGCCGUCAUCACGGUAUCCCAAAAAGCAAGCAAUGAAGACCUCUGUCUCGGCCCACACUGUAUUGAAGCAGCCGGAUCUAUCCUGAGUAAGAUGGAUCAGUCAGUGGACCCGUGCGAUGACUUCUACCAGUACGCAUGCGGAGGCUGGCUUAGGGAAAACCCCAUUCCCGAAGACUCAUCAAGCUAUGGGAUUUACCCAUGGCUCAGACAGAACGUAGACCUCAAGCUGAAAGAGUUAUUAGAGCAGCCUGUGAGAAGUGGAGAUAUUGAGGCGGUGAAGAAGGCCAAAGUCCUGUACGCAUCCUGCAUGAAUGAAUCUGCGCUGGAGGUUGAGGAUGCCAAUCCUCUGUUAAAGAAUCUGAAGCAGAAGGAAUUCCGCUGGCCAGUUUUGGGUGAUGCCCUGGGCUCUACCUCACGCUGGGUGGAGUCUCAGUUUAACCUGCUGGAGACAUUGGCACAGAUUCGCAGUCAGCACAGCAAGUCUGUUCUCAUCCGGCUUUUUGUCGCUCCUGAUGACAAGAAUUCUAACCAGUACAUCAUCAAGCUGGACCAAGCCUCUUUGUCCCUGUCAUCCAGAGAAGAUUACAUCACCAAUACAACAGAGGCACAAAUGUACCGAGAGGCUCUUUUAAGGCUGAUGGUUGACGUCUCUGUCAUGCUUGGAGCCAGUGAGCAGGCUGCCGAGGCUCAGAUGAAACCAGUACUUGAUUUUGAGAUGAAACUCGCACAGAUUGUGAUCCCUUAUGAGAACCGCACCAGUGAGAACAUGUACAACAAGUACAGCUUGUCUAAACUGCAGCGCACUGUUCCAGAUUUUAACUGGCUGGGUUUCGUCAAAGCAGUGAUUGACACAGAGUUGUACCCGGAUCUGAAAAUCUCCUCUUCAGAGCAGGUGAUCGUACGUGCUCCACAGUACUUUAAAGACCUCUUCAAACUCAUCAACGCCACAGACACCAGGACAGUUGCCAAUUACGUCAUAUGGAGAUCGGUUUUCUCCCGAAUCACCACUUUGAGUAGACGAUUUCUCUACAGAUACCUGGACUUUGCUCGGGUUACUACAGGGACCACCUCUCUGACCCCUCGCUGGGACAAGUGUGUCAAUUAUGUUGAAAACACACUCAUCUAUGCCGCUGGUAGGCUCUUUGUUGAUAAGCAUUUCCAGGAGGACAAGAAACACAUGAUGGAGGAAUUGAUCAAUGGCAUCCGGUGGGCAUUUAUUGACAUACUAGAAAAGGAGAACGAAUGGAUGGAUGAAGAAACCAAGAGAAAAGCGAUAGAUAAGGCUCAUGCAGUUCUACCAAAAGUGGGUUACCCAGACUUCAUUUUAAACGACACCUAUAUUAACGAGGACAUCAAACGGUUGGCGUUCACUAUGACUGACUACUUUGGAAACGUCAUGCAGACUCUGAAGUUCAUCGCUCAGUCUGAUAUCGGCUGGCUGAGGAAAACAGUCCCACGCACAGAGUGGUUCACCAACCCGACUACAGUCAACGCUUUCUACAGCUCCUCCACCAACCAGAUCAGAUUCCCUGCAGGAGAACUUCAGAAGCCUUUUUUCUGGGGACUCGACUAUCCUCGAUCCUUGAGCUAUGGAGCGAUUGGUGUAAUUGUGGGCCACGAAUUGACCCAUGGCUUUGAUAACAAUGGCAGGAAAUAUGACAAAGAUGGAAACCUGGACCAGUGGUGGAGCAACUCCUCAAUCAACCGCUUCACUGAAAAGACACAGUGCAUGAUUGACCAAUACAACAGUUACUUCUGGAAGGAGGCCGGGUUAAAUGUCAAGGGGAAGAGGACUCUGGCGGAGAACAUAGCUGACAAUGGAGGGAUCAGAGAAUCUUUUAGGGCCUACAGGAGAUGGGUUGAGAAAGAGAGAGGAGGCGUCGAGGAGCCUCUCCUGCCUGGUGUGGGUCUGACCCAUAACCAGCUGUUCUUCCUCAGUUAUGCUCAUGUUCGCUGUAAUUCCUACAGACCAGAAGCGGCUCGUGAUCAGAUCCAGAGUGGAGCUCACAGCCCUCCUAAAUAUAGGGUUGUUGGAGCGAUGAGCAACUUUGAAGAGUUUCGUAAAGCUUUUAACUGCCCUGAGACGUCAAUCAUGAAUAGGGGGGCGGAGUCCUGUCGAGUGUGGUAAUGUGAAGACUUCGAUCACAGCACAACCCAAACCUCCUGAUUUUGUCCCAUUCACUGGUUUCUUUAAAGAAGCAGUGGUUCCUAACACUGAACCCUGAGGGCCGUGAUGACCAAUGAAUGCCUGGCCCUUAGCUGUCAGCCACUGGAAAACUGUAGAAAAUACAUGCAGUGCCUACAACACCUGAAAGCUUUCAGCCACAUCUGCAGUUUUGUUUUUACUGUCUGACCUCAAUUAAAAUGUACAAAUAGCAACACGCGGACCACAAAAAUUCCCUCAAGGCCUUCCUUUGGUUCAUCACUGCUUUUUUAUUCAUACAAAUUAGGCCGCACUGUCGCUUUAAGAGUGCUAUAAAUUAUUAUUGUUGUUGUUGAUGUUGGUUAAAGUUGGUAAUUGUCUGUCUUUUUAUUGUAUUGAAAACGUGAGUAAAUAAUGAUUGUUUUUCUGA